Insectozyma verbasci is the source of this 1152-nucleotide messenger RNA. NCBI's taxonomy places the organism in Eukaryota, Fungi, Ascomycota, Pichiomycetes, Serinales, Debaryomycetaceae. The record is from the annotation of a GenBank genome assembly.
AUGAGAUUUGGUUUUACUAUACUUUUACAAAUUGUACUUUCAUUAUCAUUGUCUAAUUGUUCAAUUCUAAAUUCACGAAAUACUUUGAUUUGUAAUCCUAAUAAUACUACAGAUUGUUAUCCAAAAUUGUUUAAACCAACUAAAGAUUGGCAAAUUAUAAAACCAAAUCAAGAAAUUCCGCCAGGGUUACACGUUAGAUUAAAUAUAGCAACAUUGGAAAAAGAAGCAAAGAUAAUGGAUAAAGAAGAAUCCGAGAAUUCGAUUGACGAUCUAGUAAUUAAAGAGGAUAAAGUAAUAGAUCACAAUGAUUUAAAUGAAAGGGUUUCAAAACUGAAAAGGUCAAAGGUUGAUCAAAAUGAACUUACAAAUUUUCAUAAUGCUGCUGAAGAAGUUGAGUUUAAUGACGGAGAUACAGAGAGAUUACAACUCUCAUUGAAUACUUUGGAAGAAUUAAGUCAUGAUUUUGAAUUUGGUAACAAGAUCACAUCAAAUACAACAUUAUUGAUUAAAAUGAUUCAGUUAUCUAAAGAAUCACCAAAUUUUAAAGAUCAAAUAUACAGAAUUAUUGCUUCUUCCUUGAGAAAUAAUCCAAACUCAGUAAGAAACUUGAUUCAAAACCUAGAUCAAGAAUUUAUAGAUACUUUAUUUCAAGAAUUGCCUAACUCAAAUUCCAUUAUUCAAAAAAGAAUACUCGGUAUAUUUCAAGCAUUAAUUCAGCUUCAAGAUUUCAAAAACACAUAUUUUAAUCCAAAUGGAAAGGGGAUAAAUGAAUUAAUAAAGAUAUAUCCAUCAUUACCUAAUGAUUCAAAGAUUAGAGUAGAAAAUAUAUUUCAGGAUUUAGGAUUAAUCAAUAAUAUUGAGAAAAGAGAAGAUGAAAAUCCAGAUCAUUCAAUAUCAAACUAUCUUCAAAAUCGUAUAAUUUCAACUGAUGAUUUAAAAUAUUAUGAAACGUUGGUAAAUUUGCAUAAAACUAAUAAAAACCUUAAACCAAUUGAUGAAUUUUUGCAAUGGUUGACUAAACGAUUAGAAACUUCCAAGAACGACAAGAAAAGAAGUGAUAAUGAUGAUAAUUACAAUUACUUGUUAACUACCAGACAUGAAAUAUUUGGGAAUCCAAUGGGGAUGAGAAAAGCAUUAGCUGACGAGCUUUAG